CACUAAUGGGACUGUCAUUUGGAGCACUGAGGUGGCAACCGUGGCUGGCAUUGUAGAGAGAAUCUGAUCCAGAAUCCAAUUGCAUAAGAGAGGGAAUGGUUACAAUGAUUCACAAAGCAAACCUUGGAAUUCGGGGGUGAGGUCAGGCCUGGCCUCACAGCAAGUAUCAGGAACGUCUUUGGAACUUCUCCAGGAUUGUAUCAGGUCCCAGAAGGACACACAGGAAGAGACUGGCGAAUAUUGUCAGGAUGUGGGAGGGCUUUGGACUGCAGGUGUUUCUGCUAUGUUUGGGUUUGGCAAUAUGCAGCCAUGCCUUCAUUCCCUCGGAACACACACACCGGCGAUGGCUAUCAUUGCAUAGACACAAGGAGAGGGGUAAGGAGGGUCAGGUCCUCCAUCGCUCCAAAAGGGGCUGGGUUUGGAACCAAUUCUUUGUUAUUGAGGAGUACACGGGACCAGACCCUGUACUUGUGGGACGGCUUCAUUCAGACAUUGACUCUGGAGAUGGGAACAUCAAGUACAUUCUUUCAGGGGAAGGUGCAGGUACUAUUUUUGUUAUUGAUGACAAGACGGGGAAUAUUCAUGCCACAAAGACAUUAGACAGAGAGGAGCAGGCCCAGUACACGCUGACAGCACAGGCAGUGGCCAGAGACACCAAUAAACCCCUGGAGCCACCUUCGGAGUUCAUUGUCAAGGUGCAGGACAUCAAUGACAACCCCCCUGAGUUUCUUCAUGGCCCGUACUAUGCCACGGUGCCAGAGAUGUCCAAUGUGGGUACUUCAGUUAUGCAGGUGACAGCCACAGAUGCGGAUGACCCAACUUAUGGAAACAGUGCCAGACUGGUAUACAGUAUCCUGCAAGGUCAGCCAUAUUUCUCAGUGGAGCCACAGACAGGGAUCAUUAGGACAGCCCUUCCCAACAUGGAUAGAGAGGCGCGGCAGGAAUAUGAUGUGGUCAUACAGGCCAAGGACAUGGGGGGCCACAUGGGGGGACUGUCAGGGACAACAGAAGUGAAGAUCACCCUGACAGAUGUCAACGACAACCCUCCCAAUUUCCCUCAGAGUGUCUAUGCCAUGUCCAUCUCAGAGGACAAAGUGCCUGGUGAGGAGGUGGGCAGGCUGAAGGCUAAGGAUCCUGACCUGGGGGAAAAUGGACUGGUGACAUAUCGCCUGAUUGAGGGAGAUGGGAUGGGCGUGUUUGAAAUCACUACAGACACUGAGACCCACGAGGGUGUCAUCAAAUUGAAAAAGGCAGUGGAUUUCGAAACCAAGCGGGCAUACACCCUGAGGGUGGAGGCAUCCAACAUGCAUGUGGACCCUCGCUUCCUUUCCUGGGGCCCUUACAAAGACACAGCCACCGUGAAGAUCAUGGUAGAGGAUGCAGAUGAGCCUCCCACCUUCACCGCACCUUCCUAUACUUUUGAGGUGGAAGAGAAUGCCCCUGACGGGACAGUGGUGGGACGGGUGCACGCCAAAGACACUGACCUCACUAACAGUCCUGUCAGGUACAUGAUCUCUCGCUACACGGACUUGGAACAGCUCUUUAGCAUUGGUCCUGAGGAUGGCGUCAUUAAAACAACAAGACCACUGGAUCGCGAGACACUGCCAUGGCACAACAUUUCUGUCAGUGCCACAGAAAUUGGUGGACAUCACCAGGAUGCAAAAGUCCGUGUCAACAUCAAAGUCAGAGAUAUAAAUGACAAUGCCCCGGAAUUCGCCACCCAAAAUGAAGUCCUUGUUUGUGAAAAUGUUGCACCUGGAAAACUUAUUGAGACCAUCAGUGCAGUGGACAAGGAUGAGAUGGCCCAUCGGCAGUACUUCCAUUUCAGCAUUGCACCUGAAGCUGUAAACAACCAGAACUUCUCUCUAAAAGACAACAGAGACAGCACCGCCAGCAUCUAUGUGACCCGAAAGGGCUUCAGUCGAAUGACCCAGGAUAUCUACUUCCUGCCUAUAGAGAUCAAUGACAAUGGACACCCUCCUAUGAGUAGCACCAACACAUUAACUAUCCGUAUCUGCAGCUGUGACAGCAAGGAUACUAUUCUUUCUUGCAAUGUGGAGCCCUACAUCCUGCCUGCAGGGCUCAGCACUGGUGCACUCAUUGCCAUACUGGCCUGUAUCGUCAUUCUGCUGGCCAUCGUUGUGCUGUUCGUGGCUUUACGCAGACAGAAGAAGGAGCCCUUAAUUGUAUUCGAGGAGGAAGACAUUCGGGAAAAUAUUAUAACGUACGAUGAUGAGGGUGGUGGUGAGGAGGACACAGAGGCCUUUGACAUUGCUACACUGCAAAACCCAGAUGGUGCCAACAGUUUCCUACCCCGCAAGGACAUUAAACCUGAACUGCAGUAUCCACUGCGGCCUGGAGUGCAGCCUUUAGCCAACAGUGUGGACGUGGAUGAUUUCAUCAAGACCAGGGUCUCGGACGCAGACAAUGACCCCACUGCACCACCCUAUGACUCCAUCCAGAUCUAUGGUUACGAGGGACGUGGCUCCAUUGCUGGCUCACUCAGCUCCCUGGAAUCGGUCACCACAGACUCAGACCUGGACUAUGACUACCUCCAAAGUUGGGGUCCACGCUUCAAGAAGCUGGCCGAUAUAUAUGGCACCAAAGACUCUGCUGAUAACAGCUCCUAACAACUAGGAGAUCUUCUUUAGCACCCCUGUAAUGGCAUUUAGUGUGUGAAGUUUACUAUAAGUAUACCACAAGUUCAUCUAUUUAUAGUAAACUUUGCUUUUAUUUGUUUCAAGUAUACUUGUAGUAUACUGCAUCCUUAUAAGGGAACUCAAUUUGAACAGGGUGAUGAGGGGAAGCCAAAAGAAAAAUGAUACUUUAGUGGGACACACUGAUACAUUAGGGUAUUAAACAGAUAUGAAAUUUUGGGAUAACAAGAUAAAAGAACCCCCUGUAUUCUGGUUAUGUUGAUUUGCUGGUUGCUGUAGGUUUGGCUUUACAGAAACCUCUGGGUAGUGGCACAUGGCUUACAGAGGGACAUUGAUCUGUUGAUACCGUAAGGGUGCUCAUGAUGGAAAAAAAGGUUGCCUUAUUAAAAAAUCAUACAGAGACAGUGACUGCUUCCGUAGCAUGUCCAUCUUGCAAAUGGAGAAUGUGUCCUGCCUGGGCUUUUUUUUUUUACAAUUACAGGAUGAUGGAUUUAAUAAAAACAGACACGCACUGAAGUGUUCUCUCAAUUCAGAAGAAAUACCCACUUUCAUCAAAUGAAAUAUCAAUAAAAAGCAAGCUGUGAGCUGAAAAAUGGCCUUAAAUUAUGGACACUUGCUACGCAGUGCAUUUUUAUAACUUGAAAAAUAUAUCCUAAAGCAAGCGCAAACCCAUCUAACACAUGUACAAUAGUGUCCCUUGAGGAUCAAACUUGUGCCCAUUGAUUAUUGUAAAUUUAUUUUUUGUGGUAAUAUUAUUAAGAUUAUCAUUUUGUUUUUUUUUUAUUCCUUAUUUUCAUUAUUGCUGUAUGUUCUUCUCCCUCUUGAGAAAACACCAAUUUGUCCUGUUGCA
Molecule: messenger RNA, 3507 nt
Organism: Megalops cyprinoides (Indo-Pacific tarpon)
Lineage: Eukaryota; Metazoa; Chordata; Actinopteri; Elopiformes; Megalopidae
Product: cadherin-11-like
Exons: 12
Coding region: 249-2630 (793 amino acids)
Biological process (GO): calcium-dependent cell-cell adhesion; cell-cell junction assembly; homophilic cell-cell adhesion
Cellular component (GO): catenin complex; plasma membrane; adherens junction
Molecular function (GO): calcium ion binding; cadherin binding
Source: RefSeq, a predicted model, not a curated record